CGGUCACUAAGUUGGAGAUGUUCCAAAUGGUUUUGUUGUUGCUUUUUCUUCUGUGCAAUUCUCUUGUUGCACCUGUGAGCUCUCUCAACGUUGAAGGCUCUCUGCUUUUGACACUGAAGAGGUCCAUCAUCGCAGACCCAGAAAGGUCUUUGAGUAACUGGAACUCUUCUGAUGAGAAUCCAUGCUCAUGGAAUGGGAUCGCGUGCAAGGAGCAAAGUGUUGUCUCCAUUAGUAUCCCAAAUAGGAAACUUUCUGGGUUUCUUCCUUCUGCGCUAGGAUCUCUUCCCCAGCUCCGCCAUGUCAAUUUGAGGAACAACAAGCUGUUCGGGAGCUUACCGGCUGAGCUCUUUCAAGCUCAGGGACUGCAAAGUUUGGUGCUUUAUGGCAAUUCCUUUUCUGGGUCAGUUCCAAAUGAUAUUGGGAAGCUCAGGUACCUUCAAACUCUUGAUUUAUCACAAAAUUUCUUCAAUGGGUCUUUACCUGCUGCCAUAGUCAAAUGCAAGAGGCUCAAAACCGUUGUUCUUAGUCAUAACAAUUUCACCGGUCCUCUGCCAGAUGGAUUUGGUGGUGAUUUGUCUUCUCUAGAAAAACUAGACCUUUCUUUCAAUCAAUUCAAUGGUUCAAUUCCUAGUGAUAUGGGAAAGCUAUCAAGCCUGCAAGGAACUGUUGAUUUGUCUCAUAAUCAUUUUAGUGGUUCAAUCCCAGGCAGCCUUGGUAAUCUACCUGAGAAGGUUUACAUUGAUCUUACUUACAACAAUUUAAGUGGUCCAAUACCACAAACUGGUGCUUUAAUGAACAGAGGACCAACGGCUUUUAUUGGCAAUCCUGGCCUAUGUGGCCCCCCCUUGAAGAACCUUUGUGCCCCGGAUACUCCUGGUCCCAGUUCACCUUCCUCAUUUCCAUUUUUGCCUGAUAAUUACCCACCUCCGGAUACUGACAAUGGUUCUGGGAAAAGUGAGAAAAGCAAAGGGCUAAAUAAGGGUGCUGUUAUUGGCAUUGUUGUGGGAGAUAUAAUUGGAAUUUGCCUUUUAGGUUUGCUGUUCUCUUACUGCUACUCAAGGGUUUGUGGUUUUAAUCAGGAUCAGGAUGAAAAUGGUUUUGAUAAGGGAGGGAGAGUGAGGAAGGAGUGCUUAUGCUUCAGAAAAGAUGAAUCUGAGACCCUAUCUGAUCAUGUUGAGCAACAUGAUCUUGUUCCAUUAGAUGCUCAAGUGGCAUUUGAUUUGGAUGAGCUUCUUAAGGCUUCAGCUUUUGUUCUGGGAAAGAGUGGAAUAGGGAUUGUCUACAAAGUGGUGCUUGAAGACGCGCUUACCUUGGCUGUGAGAAGAUUGGGGGAGGGAGGUUCUCAAAGGUUGAAGGAGUUCCAAACAGAAGUUGAAGCAAUAGGAAAGUUAAGGCAUCCAAAUAUUGUUACUCUGAGAGCCUAUUACUGGUCUGUUGAUGAGAAGCUUCUCAUCUAUGAUUAUAUUCCCAAUGGAACCCUUGCCACAGCAAUUCAUGGGAAAGCUGGACUUGUCACUUUUACACCACUAUCUUGGUCUGAUCGAAUAAAAAUCAUGAAGGGAAUUGCAAAAGGAUUGGUCUACCUGCAUGAAUUUAGCCCCAAAAAAUAUGUCCAUGGAGACUUGAAGCCAAGUAACAUACUGCUAGGGCAUAGCAUGGAACCCCACAUUUCUGAUUUUGGUCUUGGCCGCCUUGCAAAUAUUGCUGGAGGGUCUCCAACCUUGCAAUCCAACCGAGUGGCUGCAGAGAAACCCCAAGAAAGACAAAAGAGCUUAUCAACAGAAGUUACAACUAAUAUUUUGGGAAAUGUUUAUCAGGCUCCAGAAACACUGAAGGUGGUGAAGCCAUCACAGAAGUGGGAUGUUUAUUCAUAUGGUGUGAUUUUGCUUGAAAUGAUUACAGGCCGAUUGCCCAUUGUCCAAGUUGGUAAUUCAGAAAUGGACCUUGUUCAAUGGAUUCAGUUCUGCAUUGAUGAGAAGAAGCCACUCUCAGAUGUAUUAGAUCCCUAUUUAGCUGAAGAUGCAGAUAAGGAAGAGGAGAUUAUUGCAGUUUUGAAGAUUGCUAUUGCUUGUGUCAAUAACAGCCCAGAAAAGAGACCCGUAAUGAGGCAUGUGCUUGAUGCUUUGGAUAGAUUGUCCAUAUCCUCUGAUUGAGAAGAGCUGUGAAUUGUGAAUCCAUUUCAUUUUGUGAGGCUUUUUUACUCUUUUGUUACGGUUUAGAAGGAUUUCAAGCUGCUAGGUUUGUCCAUAAGAGUUUCACUAAUUGUACGAGUCCUCCUUGUAUUGAAACACUAGAAGAGAAAAAGAAAUAUGUUUGAGCCAAAGCAGUCACUUAAGAUUUUCCUCAUUGUAAUUUGCCAGUACAUAGGAACUGAAUUGUGUUGGUGUUG
Molecule: messenger RNA, 2389 nt
Organism: Gastrolobium bilobum
Lineage: Eukaryota; Viridiplantae; Streptophyta; Magnoliopsida; Fabales; Fabaceae
Product: receptor protein kinase-like protein ZAR1
Exons: 2
Coding region: 18-2153 (711 amino acids)
Biological process (GO): protein phosphorylation
Molecular function (GO): protein binding; ATP binding; protein kinase activity
Source: RefSeq, a predicted model, not a curated record